Messenger RNA from Trichomonas vaginalis G3, 12252 nucleotides. RefSeq names its product dynein light chain binding. Gene Ontology annotation, biological process: microtubule-based movement. The record is from RefSeq and is a predicted model, not a curated record. The coding region runs from base 1 to 12252 and encodes 4083 amino acids. Lineage: Eukaryota; Parabasalia; Trichomonadida; Trichomonadidae. The transcript has a single exon. Gene Ontology annotation, molecular function: ATP binding; dynein light intermediate chain binding; minus-end-directed microtubule motor activity. Gene Ontology annotation, cellular component: dynein complex.
AUGACUGAUCGCUUCUCAGGACGUCGCGAACGAAUUUUGAAUCAAGAACAUGCGAUGAAUGAGAAGAAUGAUCAUUUUAAACGCAUUGCAGCUAAGUUUGCUGAAGAAAAUCCAACUGUUCCUUCAAUUGGGGAGUUGGAACUUCCUCCAACAACACCCGAGCCACUUUUUGAUUCAAUACCACAACCACCUUCAAGCACUCGUCAACUCAAAUCACCUCGUAAAGUUAAAACUAAUAGUGAAGGUGUGAUUGAGGCUCCAUUUCAAAUUCGUCCACCAAGAUCACUAAAUGACGAUCAGAUACCGUUAUCAGCUACUCACAAAACAUAUAAACGACUUGGUGCCACAAAUCCUGCUUUCAGCGUUCCUAAAUCUCCAAGGGCAGGACAAUUUCGACCUUUACCUUCACUUAAGGAAAGCAUACCAAUUCCUCAAGAUACCAUUCUUCCUCUUGAAGUCUUUGACGAUGCCAGCUACAUGGAGUUUCCUAUCGAAACACUACUUAAAAAUCCCGCGGCGUUUUCCCGCUUUCAGGAUGCUGCCGGAGAUAUGGUUUGGAAGCCAUGCAAGUGUAUUGGGUAUGAUAACGAGAAAGAACUUUUCACUAUCGAGUAUGGCAUCGCAAAGAAGACCAAAAAUGUUGCAAGAUUCAAUAUAAGGUUUGCAAUAGAAAAUGAAGAAAAAUUCAACAAAAGAGUUGAAGUAGCCACUUUAUCAUGCCAUAAAUUCGAAAUGCUUACUAGAUUUAAUGCAAGAAUUGAUGCUCUCGACGUUACUAACAUUUCCGAGAUUUCAGAUAAACAAAACGAAAGCAUCGAUGCAAGAAUCGCAUGCAGUAUUCCCAAAAAUUACAAAAAUCUUCAUCAAAAUCUCUUAAGCGAAAACAAAGAAUUAUUUAAGCGACAAAACAAACGACUUUAUUACAUAAAUGACUUAAUUAACAACGAAAAUUUACCAGACCGCAAUGAAUUUCUUGCAUUACUUGAACAAAAAACAGAAAGAACAACUUACGGUUAUCCAUAUCGAUCGGAAUAUGAUUUUCAGCAAUUACUUAAGACGUUUUCGUCAGCAUUCCUUUACUCACACUCAUACCUCCUAAAAGCUCUUCAAAAGAUAUCAAAAACCUUCGUAAAUACAGCACUCACAAGAUUUAUGGCCCCAGGAUACAACACCAUCCUUCCACUCGAUGACUAUAUCCAGAAAGAGCUUACACAGAUUAAGGAAAGCAGUGCCUCAUUUAAGUCCAUUGUGCAGAAAACAAUAGAUAUGGUUAUUACUGAAUCAUUGUCAAACAUAAACAGCCCAACUGAUACUAAUGUGCAGAAAGAACUCUAUCAAAGAGUUAUUUCUCUAUCACAGAGGAUCCUGCAUCAUAAUUUGCUGGAUUCCAUCACAAAAACUCUCGAAGAUUUUGCUAAUUCUAUCGAGAAAUACAAAGAUAUGAAAGAUAAUAUGAUUCCUGCUCAAUUUUUGGUAACACUCAACUUGAAUGAAGAAAAACAGCUUCAAAUUUCACCUUCAAUUGAAGAAUUUCGGACAAAAUUUACAUCAAUUCUUCAGAAAUUCGAAGAUUCUGCUGCUACAAUACCAGAAAUCAAGUUCUCUAUCAUCGAUGUUAAACUGGACACAGUAUCUUUCGUGGAUAUCCUGACGGAGAUCAUCAGAAAGCGGAAAGAGGUGAUUUCGACGUUCGAAACAAUUCUCUCGAGGCUAUCAGAUUUUGUAGAUAGUCACAGAUCCCUCGAACAGGUCAUCUGCCUAAAUCCAGAGACAUUUCCAUCAGAGUUCGAUCCAGACGGGAAGAAGACAAUUGACGAGUACUUGCAGAUGCUUACUUCCCUUCGUGAUUCCCUCGAGAUUGUCUCUAUCAAGUUGCAGGACUCCUACAAGAUUGGCAUGUUCCAGCUCGAAUGCAAGGAGUUCAAGAAUUUAACAGUUAAAAUAAUUGAAAAACUUGUCUUAUCUCUUUUCGAGAGAAUGAGGUACUUCGCUCAGAAAGAAACUCACUCGAUGAUAGAUAAUCUGAGAGACUUAAUUAUGAAAGUGUCAGCAACGACAAACACCCCUGAGGAACUCGGAAAGCUGAAGGAGUACAUGGACAACGUGGCACAGAACUCCAAGGAGAGACAAAACAAAGUAGAACUCAUGAUGAGGAGGUUCGAAUUCCUCGAAGCCCAUCACUUCUCCAUUGAUGACGAAGACACAAAACAAAUAUACAUUCUUAGAGGCCUUCCGCGAGAGCUAGACCACGCAAUUGAAGCAGCAGAGAUAAAGUACAAGUCUGAGAGAGUGAGAAUGUUUGAAGAAUUGAAGCAGAAUGAAGUUAAGCUUGAUGAGGACACAGAAGUAGUUUCGAAGGAGAUCCCUCCAUUCCUGUCCAAGUUCACAGACUUAGAAAUGACUAUUGAUGCAGUGGAUGCCAUUGCUGAAAUUCAGAACAAAGUGGUAGAGCUUAGACAGAGACAAGACAAAUACAACAGACAAGAAAUUCUCUUCGACAGCGAGCCGCAGCCAUCAAAGAAACUCUCGAAAUUGAUGGAAGAAUUCGCUCCAAUCUACUUGAUGUGGACACUUGCUGGAGAUUGGAAUAACAAUAACAACAGUUGGCGAGACACUCCUUUCAAUCAGAUCAAGUCAGAGGGAAUGAACCAGUUCUUAGUACUGAGCCAAAAGAAAAUAGCUAAAUCGAAGAAGGAUCUAUCAGCCAGGGAUGAAAUUGUAAAGAAAAUUUUGAUACCUCUCGGAGAUCAAAUAGACCAGUUUAAGAAGAGGAUCCCUCUGAUAUCCAAAUUGAGACACCCAGGAAUCAAAACAAAGCACUGGGAGCAGAUAUCAAAGGUUGUCGGAUUCAAAGUUCAACCAUCGAUGGAGAUGAGUUUGCAACAAUUCCUUGAUUUGGAUUUGGAGAGAUGGCAGAAGGAAAUAUCUGAGAUUGCUGGAAUCGCUGCACAAGAGUACAACAUAGAGUCAAUGCUCGACGCGAUGGAUCUGGAGCUUCAGGAGAAGAACUUCAACGUGCAGCCAUUCAGAGAUUCAGGUUCUUUCAUCUUAGCUGAAGCAGACCAAAUCAUUUCGCUGAUAGACGACCAGCUUGUUACUACACAGACGCUUUUGACAUCGCCAUUCAUACAUGCUGUCAAGAAAAGAGCAACAGAAAGACUUCAGUUUCUGAGAAGAUGCCACGAAUCGCUCGAUGCAUGGAUGGAAUGCCAAAGAGGCUGGCUCUACCUGCAGCCAAUUUUUACUGGAACUAGCAUCCAGCAGAAGCUGCACCAGGAAGCCAGAGACUGGCAGCGUGUUGACAAAAUGUGGACACUCAUUCUGACACAGACUAAGACACAUCCAAGUUUUAACAAUGUGAUGUCGAGAGAUCAUUUGUUCGAAGACCUUUCGGACGCAAACAGAUUAUUGGAUUCAAUCACACAAGGCUUAAAUGCCUAUUUAGAGGCAAAGAGACUUGGAUUCCCAAGAUUCUUCUUCCUUUCCAACGAUGAACUUAUUUCGAUACUCUCUCACACGAAAGACUUCGAUCAAAUUCAGAAGUCAAUGAAUAAACUCUUCGAGUAUGUCCAGACAAUCACUGUUAGCAACAGCAUGAUGAUCUCACACAUGAACGACGAUGGACUGGAGAAAGUGAAGCUGAUAAAUGAAAUCAACGGCGACACUCCAGAAAUCGAAGACUGGCUGAAUGCAUUUGAGAAAGAGAUGCAAAACACACUUAAGUACAAUAUUAGAGAGGCAAUUCCAGCCGCAGAUAAGAAGAGGAGUGAAGAAUGGCUCGUAGAUUUCCCAGCACAAGUUAUCCUUACAGUUAACCAGAUAUUGUGGACAACCCAAGUGACUGAGGCCAUUGAGAAUGCAAACAUCAAGUCAAAGAACCUGAGCAGCCUGAUGAAAAGGUUCCUUGAGAACUUAAACGGGUUGACAGACAUGAUAAGAAAGCCAUUGAAUCCAGCAACAAGACAAUGCAUCUCUUGCAUGCUCAUUUUCGAAGUUCAUAACAGAGACAUUAUUCAAAAGCUAAUCGAUGAAAAUAUCGAUGACACAGAAGAUUUUAAGUGGGCGCAGCAGUUGAGAUACUAUUGGGAGAAUGAUACUGUUAUGGUGCGAUCUAUCAAUAACGAUUAUGAAUACGCUUACGAGUACGCAGGCAACUCCGCAAGAUUGGUUAUCACUCCAUUGACAGAUAGAUGCUACCAAACACUUCUUGCAGCGUUCAAGCAGAAUAUGAGUGGAGCUCCAAGCGGUCCUGCAGGCACAGGAAAGACGGAGACAGUGAGAGACUGCGCAAAAGCACUAGGAAGACCAUGCGUAGUCUACAACUGUUCAGAAGAAGUCACUCCUGAACAAAUGUCACAAUUUUUUGCCGGUUUGUCAAGCAGUGGAACAUGGAGUUGUUUUGAUGAAUUCAAUAGAAUCAACAUAGAAGUUCUUUCUGUCAUUGCUCAACAAGUGAGAUGCAUUCAAGAAGCAAUUGCAGCUCAUGCUGAAACAUUCCAACUCGAUGCAAGAAAACUCAAACUCAAUAUGAACGCUGCCAUUUGCAUCACAAUGAACCCAGGUUACGCAGGAAGAACUGAGUUACCUGAUAACUUGAAAGCUUUAUUCAGACCUUGCGCUAUGAUGGUCCCUGAUUUUGUGUUCAUUUCAGAAAUCAUGCUUUUCUCUGGUGGAUACAACACUGCAUCACAAUUAUCUGUUAAAUUAGUUGCACUCUUCGAUCUCUGCAGGAAACAGCUUUCAAAUGCAUACCACUAUGACUGGGGCUUGCGUGCAAUGAAGGCUAUUCUUUCCACAGCAGGAAAGGCGAAAAGAAACAACUUACAAGCGCAAGAAGCAAAACUGCUCUUCGAGUCAAUCAGAGAUUGCACCAGGCCAAGGUUAGUAAAUACGGAUAUUCCUCUCUUUGAAGGAAUUAUGCACGACGUAUUUCCAGAAGUUGUUUCAGAGAAAUCCCUCGAUAUUAAAAUGAGAGAUUACAUGAUCGAAUCAUACAUUGAACAACAGACGCAACCACUUGAUCUCUACGUGAAGAAAUGCAAUGAAAUCUACGAGACUACACUUGUUAGGCAUGGCAUUAUGUUUGUUGGCGGCGCAAUGGGCGGAAAAUCUACUGCAUGGAAAGCACUUCAAAAGACUCUAGGAAAACUUAGCAAGGAAGGAAUUGGAAAAGCAGCGGCUACAUUCAUUCUUAAUCCUAAAGCAAUUUCCAUUCCAGAAUUAUACGGUCUAUUCGACCCUGUCACAAGCGGAUGGACAGAUGGCGUUCUCUCAUCGUUUAUUAGAGAUUGUUCAAUGUCAGAGCCAAUAGAAUGGAAAUGGAUAAUUGUUGAUGGACCAGUUGAUUCGUUAUGGAUCGAGACAAUGAACUCAUUGCUUGAUGAUAACAAAGUACUUUGCUUGUCAAACAACGAACGUAUUUCAUUGGGUGCACACUGCAAGAUGAUGUUUGAGGUAGAUGAUUUAUCUCAAGCAUCUCCAGCCACUGUCUCAAGAUGUGGUAUGAUAUAUUUCGACCCAGUAACUCUUCCAUGGACGGCAAUUGCUGAUUCAUGGGUCACAUCUUGCAAAUUCCAAGAGAUAGCAAAAUUUGUUAGACUUCAAAUGGAAAAAUACGUUCCAAGAGUAUUGACAUUUGUUCAAUGCGAUGCAAAAGUUGCAAUCGGUUCUAACACUUCUUUCUUCGUUAAGAACAUGCUGAAUAUCAUAGACUGUUUCUUCGAUAUUAUGAGAGAACCACAAGAAAUAAUUUCAGCUGACGGAGAAGACCCAAGACAAGUAGAUCCUCUAGAUCAUACUCUAUAUUUCUCAAGAUACACAAAGAAGAGAGAAAACACAUUUGGUUACUUUGACCAAGAAAAUGUGAAACCAAUUUUCGAAAAAAUACUCUUGUUUGCAAUCAUUUGGUCAUUUGGUUCGAUUUUAGCAGAAGACAGCCGCUCAUUAUUUGAUAAUCUUAUGAGAGAUAUGCUCGAUAAAUCAAGCAAUCAAUUCCCUGAUGGAGCAUCUUGUUAUGAUUUCUUUGUAGAUAUAAAGUCGAACGAAUGGUCACCAUUCGUCGAUGGAGAGCUGGGAAUCGAGUUUAUUCCUAGGGAUAAACUUGAGAACUCAAAGAAGAAUCCCGUCGAAUCAAUUUUCAUUCCAACUCCAGAAUCAUCUGCAAUGAUUUUUGUAACAAGGCUUUUAGUAGAGCAUCAGCACAAUGUCUUGUUCCAUGGCCCUGAGUCAUCAAAAUCUCUGACUGUGCAGAAUCUUUAUGCUAAUGUUCUCUCAAAGAAAUUUGACUGCAAGAAUUUACCAAUUGCAAAUUGCUCAACGGCCAAAAACAUUCUUCACGUAUUGAGAUCUUUCAUGCACAAGCACCAUGGUGUUUAUGGACCAUUGGUUGAUCAACAGCUUCUUAUUUUCUUAGAUAACAUCGGCUCCGUUAAACCUGAAGUAUAUGGAGCUCAACCGCCAUUGGAAUUGAUCAGACAGUUCUGCGACUACGGGGGCUGGUACAACACAGCCAAUGUUGAAUUUCAGAGAGUUGUUGAUACAACGUUAAUUGCCGGAAUGGGCCCUGCUGGAUCUGGUUUGUUCUCAAUUCCUGAGAGACUGAUGAGACAUUUCAACUUAAUCCACUGCCCGAAGAUGAGACUUCAGUCAAUGGAGAAAGUCCUUAAAUCACUUCUCAAGCUAAAGUUUGUUGGCUUCCAGGAUGAAGUCCAGGAAAUAUUCAGCAAAACAGUUGAUGCUGCAAUGGAGAUCCACAAACAAUGCGUUGAGAACUUACUUCCUAUUCCAUCAAAGUUACAUUAUAUUUUUUCUUUGAGAAACAUUGUUAGAGUCAUCAAAGGCAUGCUUUUAGUCAAACCAACAGAUAUACCAGAUACGAAUUCAUGGGCACGACUAUUUAGCCAUGAAAUGAUGAGAGAAUACAAUGACAGAUUUAACGUCGACGAAGACAGAAAAUGGUUCUUUAAUCUGAUCAAAUCAACGCUUAAAUCAAAGAUGGGAAUUGACUUUGACACUGCCUGCCCUAAGGGAAUCUUGAUGUUCAAUGAGUUUGCAGACAGAGCAGGAAGGUACAAAGAGAUUAAAUCCAAACCAAGUGAUGUCCUACAGACUUGCAGAGAGAUGCUGGAAGAUCACAACAGAGAUGCAUCGAAACAACUAGAUAUCGUAAUUUUUGACGAAGCAGUUGACCACAUCUCCAAUUUAAACAGAAUAUUGACACUUCCUAGAGGACAUGCGAUCCUUGUUGGUGUCAAAUCAAGUGGGAGAAAAUCUCUAGCACGGCUUUCUUUGCACAUGUCUAGUAUGGAAUCAUUUGAAAUACAGAUAACAAGAACUUAUUCAUUCACGGAAUGGAGAGAAGAUCUGAAGAAUCUGAUGAAGAACAUGGGAGUAAAUGACACUCCAACAGGAUUUAUUAUCUCUGAUGCUCAAAUAAUUGGAGCGUAUCAACUAGAGGACAUUUCUAAUAUGCUGAUUCAUGGAGAAGUGCCAAAUUUAUUUGCCCGCGAAGAAAUGGAACAAAUCAAGGCAGAUAUCAUAAACAACGAAAUGAUCACAGAUGGAGAUCCUUGGAAGUUGUUUAUCGACAGAUGCAAACAGCACUUGCACAUAAUCUUAGUUUUCUCUCCUUAUGGAUCGACUUUCAAGGAAUCAAUGCUGGCUUUUCCUGCUCUUCGAACUGAGACAACAAUUGAUUGGUACAUGCCAUGGUCAAGAAAUGCUUUGGAGUCUGUUGCAAAUGCCGCAUUCUCAAAAGCGAAUGUUUCAAAUAUAAAGAGCGUUGUGAAUGUUUGCGUUGAGAUUCAUAAGUCAGUGGAAAGGGCUGCUGACCGAUACCUCAGAGAAGCAAAAAGAUUCACUGCUUGCACCCCUUCAAGAUAUUUCGAGCUCCUGAACAAUUUUGUUGAGAGACUGAGCGAGCAGCAAGAGGCCGUUCAAGAAAACAUCAGGAAAUACGUUGGUGGUGUCGAAAAAAUUACGACAACAAGAGAGCAGAUCAAUGUACUUAAGAAUGAACUGGAUGCCGCAAUUCCUGUCUUGGAGAAGCAAAAGAAGGAAGUUGAGGAAAUGCUUAAAACUCUGCAGGUGAAACAGAAGGAAGUCGAAGGAACUAAAGUAGAGGUACAAAAGCAAUCAGAUGAUGCUGCAGCAGAAGAACAGAAAGCUCAGGAAAAGAACGCGAUCGCACAGCAGAAAUUGGCAGAAGCACAGCCAAUACUUCAGAAGGCUCAAGAUGCAGUCGAUUCAAUGGAUAAAAACUCGCUCGUCAACAUUAAGACAUUGAAGAAGAUUUCCCCAGCUCUAAGAGAGACAUUUGAGGCCAUAUGCAUAAUUUUCCAGAGAUCUCCAAGAAGAGUUGAUGGACCCACUCCAGGAACUAAAGUUGAUGACUAUUGGCCAGAAACAUUAACUCUAAUUAAUGAUUCGAAAUUUGUGUCAAAUAUCAAGAAUUUCGAUGUUCCAAGUCUGCCAAAGACAGUCAUAGACAAACUCAAGAAAUAUGUUCCAGCCGAAAACUCAGCUCGUGAAAGCAAAUUAGAGGAUAUCAUGAAAGGAUAUAAAGCUGUAUCAAACCUAUACCUGUGGGUAUGUGCUUCCUACGACUACUGGGGCGUCUACCAGACAAUUAUUCCAGUUAAGCAAGAAGCAGACGAAGCAGCGCAAAAACUUGCUGAGAGCCAAAAGAAACUAGCUGAGAGCAAAGCUUAUUUAAAGAGUGUUGAAGACCAACUGGCAGAGCUACAAAAGACAUUUGACAAAGCUAUGGCUGAGGAAAAGGCACUAGCAGACGAUGUCGCUCAUAAACAGCUUCGUCUCGACAGAGCUCAGAAGAUUAUGAGCGGCUUGAGUGGUGAGACAACGAGAUGGGAAGCUUCUGCUGCCAAUUUGAAAGAGACAGCUGGUUUCUUAUUAGGAGAUACACUGCUGUCAGCCGCAUCAAUGACGCACUUGGCUGCAUUCUCUCCUUCAUUUAGAUACCAACUGAUCGAAGAGUGGAAGACGUUCUUGGUAAAAGAGAAUAUUAAACACAACGAAAGGUUUUCAAUUGAGAAAAGUCUCGGAAUCGAACAAAUCAUCAGAGAUUGGGUCGUAAAAGGACUACCAAACGAUUCACACUCAAUCGAAAAUGCAAUCAUUAUAAACAACUCUAAGAACGCAUUUCCGCUUCUCAUCGAUCCACAAUUAAGUGGUACAAAGUGGCUGAGAAAUGUCUUAGGCGAAAAAUUGAAUGUUCUUCGAUUUGACCAACCUGACUUUCUCCAGAGAUUGAAAGGCUGUGUAUCUUUUGGAUUGAGUGUUUUAAUUGAAAAUAUCGGACUGAAAUUGGAUCCAUUGAUUGAACCAAUCCUAUCUCGUGAAAUCAUAAACAAUGAUGGCCAAAAGAAAAUUGCACUUGGUGGCGAAUAUGUCUCUUAUUCAGACGAUUUCAGACUGUAUCUUAGCACCAAAUAUCCAAAUCCACAUUAUUCACCUGAAGUUUGCUCCCAAGUAACAUUAGUUAACUUCACCACAACUCAGGACGGUCUCUCUGAUCUCCUUAUGAACAACCUUCUUGAAGUCGAGAGAAAGGACUUGGACGAGAAGAGAAUUCAACUGAUGGAGGCAAAUGCUGCAAACAUGAUAAAAUUGAAGCAGGUUGAAAACGAAAUAUUGCAGAUUGUUUCAAAUGCUGGAGCAGAUAUUCUCGAGGAUGACACUGCAAUUGAGACGCUUCAGAAGGCUCAGAAGACAUCUCAAAUGAUUGAGCAACAGAUGAUCGCAUCAAAGAAAACAGAAGAACAAAUAUUAGACUUUAGAACUAAAAUGAUGCCUGUUUCUGCUAGAGCCGCCCUUUUGUAUUUCUGCGCAUCAGACUUCCAGGUCAUCGAUCCCAUGUAUCAAUUUUCCUUGAAGUGGUUCGUCAACAUAUUUAAGAAUGCCGUCAUUAAUUCGGAACAUCCGCAAGAUGUGAAUGAACUUGUUUCAACAUUGAAUCUUGCAAUCGCAAGGAGUUUCUUCCAAAGCGUUAGCUUCUCUCUUUUCUCAAGACACAAACUUCUGUUCAGCACAUUGAUGGCCGUGAGAAUUCUAAUGAGCGAAAACAAACUUAGGCAACAAGAACUUGCCUUCAUGUUGCAGCCAAUGACACAAUCACAAAAGAUUCCAAAUCCAACUAAAUGGCUUCCUGACGAAAUAUGGAAUCUUUUCGUAGUUUUGCCUUCUCUGAACGAAAUAUUUGCUGCUUUAGUUGAUAAUUUCAACCAAAAAGAGGAGGAGUGGAAGACUUUUUACAAGUCAAGCACACCAGAGAAUGACAACUUCCCAUACAAAUCAAAUUUAAGUCUCUUCCAACAGCUUGUCGUUUUGAGAUUUUUCCACCUACACAGAGUUAGAGAAGGACUGAGAAUCUUCGUCAGUGGAAGCCUUGGAAACGAGUUCAUACAGCCUCCACCACUAAACCUCUCCAAAGUUUUCAAAGAAUCAUCACCGCUUUCCCCAUUAAUUUUCAUCAUCACUCCAGGUAUCGAUCCUCAAGACGAAAUCAUCAACGUCGCACAGUCUAUGGAUCUAGAAAAGUUCCUUAAGAGCUAUUCACUGGGAAGAGGAAGAGGUGCUGGAGCUGAAGCACUCAUUGAAGAAGGCGCUGACAAAGGCUACUGGAUUUUGCUGCAGAACUGUCACUUAAGCUUGUCUUGGAUGCCGAAAUUGGAGACAAUUAUCGACAAUCUAGAUCCAGAGAAAGUAUCACAAAGGUUCAGGCUAUGCUUAGUCACAAUGUCAGAUCCAAACUUCCCAAUAGGAAUUCUUUACCAAGGAUCCAAACUAAUUUAUGAAAUUCCAAAGGGAAUCAGAGAAAACAUGAUAAGAGUUUACAGCGGAAUAUCUGCAGACGAGUAUAAACAGGAAUACACAGAAAUGGAAAGAAAACUCACAUUCCAUUUGUCUUUCUUCCAUGCAGUUGUUCUGGAGAGAUUACUGUUUGGAUCUAUCGGAUGGAACAUCCCUUACGAGUUCAAUCCAAGUGACUUAACUAUCUCUAGGAAGCAUCUCAGGAUGUUUUUGUCUGAGAACUCAGGAUAUGUUCCAUAUGAUUCGCUAGGAUAUGUUAUUGGUGAACUGAACUACGGAGGAAGAGUUACAGACAAAUGGGAUAGAAGACUUCUUUUGACACUACUAAGAAGAUAUUUCAGCCCUGAAAUAGAAAAACCAGACUUUACUUUUGGAGAAAGAUACAAAUCACCAGUUUUUUCAGACGAUGUAAAGCAGGUAGAAGAUAUUCUCCAGAAAUGGCCAGUGGUUACUGAAGGAAGUGAUGUUGGCUUGUCUGCAAAUGCUUCGACAAUCACGGCAAGGAAUACUGCACUUGGAAUAUUUAACUCUCUUAUAGAAAUCCAACCCACAUUAGUUGCUGCUUCUGGAUCAAUCAGCGAAGAACAAUUUGCUCUUUCUCUCGUCGAAAAACUCAUUUCUCAAGUUCCUCAAUGCUUCAAUAUCCACAAGUUCACGCAAAAAUUUGAUCUAAGUGACACAAUCAACACUGUUCUACACCACGAGAUACUCCUUUACAACAAACUUUUGGAAUACAUCAUAUCUUCUCUCAUUCAGCUUCAGAAAGGCUUGAAAGGUUUGAUUGUCAUUGAUAACGAACUUGAAAUCCUAAACAAGAGAGUCCUUUCGAACAAAAUACCAGAAGCAUGGCUUGUUCACUCGUUCCCAAGUAUCCUGACAUUGUCUUCCUACAUGGAAGAUCUCAAUUUUAGAGUUUCAUUCAUUGACAACUGGAUUAGGACAGGAAGACCAAAUGUAUUCAAGAUUGGUGCUUUCUUCCAUCCGGAAGAGUUUUUGACAGCAGUUUUGCAAGUUUACGCAAGAAAGCAUGUCGUUCCAUUUGACAAAUUGUCAUGGGCAACCACUGUUACCAAUUCAAUGCAUGAACAAGACUUCGCAAAACCACCAGAAGAAGGAAUCUAUAUCCAAGGUUUAUUCUUGGAAGGAGCCAAGUGGGAUUUACAAAAUUCAAAAUUAGUCGAAUGCGAACAGAAAGAAUUAAUCGCUUCGAUGCCAAUUGUUCAUUUGUACCCAACUCAAGAUAAGAACUUAUAUGACAUGACAAAGACAUUUGAAUGCACAAUGUACCGAAUGCAAAAUAGAGGCAGUGGUGCAAUGGGACUUCCAAACUACAUUAUGUCAUUGUUUAUCCCAACACCUGAUGUAUCUCCUGAUCAUUGGAUUGAAAGAUCAGUUGCUACAUUUAUCACUGUACAAAAUUGA